This is a messenger RNA of Cordyceps fumosorosea ARSEF 2679, 621 nucleotides long. Its product is annotated as Mitochondrial import inner membrane translocase subunit Tim17 family protein. The record is from RefSeq and is a predicted model, not a curated record. The transcript is spliced from 4 exons. Gene Ontology annotation, biological process: mitochondrial respiratory chain complex I assembly. The coding region runs from base 1 to 621 and encodes 206 amino acids. NCBI's taxonomy places the organism in Eukaryota, Fungi, Ascomycota, Sordariomycetes, Hypocreales, Cordycipitaceae.
AUGGCUAGCCACGAGGAUCACGCUGCCACCACUGGCGGGAUGGAUGCUGCCUAUCACGCACAUGACGUGCUUGACGAGACGUCCAAGACGGCCGUCGUCGGUCUGGGCGCGGGCUUCUUCAUGGCGGCAGUCCAGAACGCCCUUUCAAGACGCAAUGUCGGCGCCUUUGGCGUCUUCACCCGCGGCGCUCCCGUGAUUGGACUUGCUGCUGCUGCUCCUGCCGCCUACACCUUUGUCUCCCGCACCACAAUGAACCUCCGCGAAAAGGACGAUGCUCUGGCCGCCGGCCUGGGUGGUUUCGCUGCUGGUGCCGUGAUUGGCCUUCCCUCCAAGCGUAUGCCAAUCGUAUUUGCCCUCGGUGGCCUCGUCGGCGGUGUUCAGACCGCGUUCAGGUUGGCGGGCGGCCGCCUCGACAGCUUCAAGGAGGAGGAGGACGAGUUUGCACGCAAGGAAACGGCCCGCCGGACAACACGAGUACCCGUGGAGCAGACAGUUUCUGAGGUUGGCGAGGGACGAGGCAUCAAACCGCCCGGCUACGAGGAGCGUCGCAGGGAGAGAAUUCAGGAAAAGUACGGCUUCGAAAUCAACCCCGUCAAGGCGACCGUCGAGGGCAGCCAAUAG